UCAGAAGCCAUCCAUGCCAUUUUGGUUUACAGCCAAAGUGCAGAAGAACUUCUGAAACGCAGAAAAGUCUAUCGAGAAAUAAUUUUUAAGUAUUUGGCAGCACAAGGAAUUUCAGUGCCUCCUUCCUCUGAGAAACGUCUACUUGUUGAUCGUGUAAAGCAGUACUGGAGCGGGCAGCUCACAACAUGUGCCUCAGAGCCAGGGGAGAGUAAACCACACGCAGAGAGUCAUGGACAGAGACAAAAGUCACCACAAGAUGACAUUCAUGAUCUAGGAGAAGAAUUCUGUCAAUGGUUCUUUGAACUCCUGAAUUCUCAACAUCCCUUGGGAGUAAAAUCUGAAGAAAGAUGGGGACCACAGCAUUUUUGGGAGGAUGCCAGAAUGAAGUUCUGUUACAACACAUUAGAAAAAAACACAGAAGAAUAUGUUGGUGCAGAAAUGGUGAGCCUUCGCCUGCUCUCCUUGGUUAAAGAAGAAUAUCUUCUCUUCAACCCUAAUUUGCAUGCCAAUGGACUGAAAUGUGCCAUGUCUCGACAUGGGUUAGUACUGGUAGCAGUGGCUGGCACUGUACAUAGAGACCACACUUGUUUGGGCAUCUUUGAGCAAAUUUUUGGACUCAUUAGCUGUCCCCUUAGGGAGAAUACCUGGAAAAUAAAAGUUUUGAAUCUUAAAAUAGUUGGACAGAAUGCUCUGGAGCCUGGGAUGCAAAUUGAAAAACCUUCCAUAAAAUAUGACUCAAACCAACUGCAAGAGUUUUAUGAUGGGAAAGAACUGUCCGUGUUUGAACCUCAUAAAUUCUGAGCAAUUCUUUCACAACGGAGUGACUGGGGUGGGACACGCACACACGACAUACAGCACUUGUAGUGCAUAGUUGAAUGUUGAAAUGGCUGCAGCCAUGUGAUGUCUCUUUUUUGAGUCCUCCAUUUGUUGGAUGACAAACUGAGAUACAGAGUCUAAAGUAUUAAUACAGGUGAUGCUUUUGGGCACCUUUCCAGAGCUAACAAAUAUUUCAGAGUAUUACUUUAGAUUUUGUACUGCAGUUAGGAAUGGAGUUAGUUUAGUUAUUCUUGGUUACAAAACACAGUUACAUUUACAUAUGGGUUGCAGCAGUAUGUAAUGAACUAGGUGACAAGGGGUUCACAAUCUGCAGGUUGCUCCUCUUCAGGUCACCAGUUUAAAGUCUUAUCUGAGUUGUAAGAGAAAGUCAUUGCUUCUGGCUUUUUGAAACUGGGACUGGUGAGUGUCUAAAUGGACAUCCAAGUCCCAAGAAAACCAUCUGCCGCUUUAGGAGUUUUUGGAGAGAACAGGCAAAAUAACAUGAAUGCUGCCGUUUAUGUUCUAAAUGUGGUUACUGAACCCCAGAAGUCGUUUAAUGGGACAAUGCAGGGAACUUGGCAUUGCUGAAGACUUCUUGGGUUAAUAGCUUCCUUUCCUUUUACUUUAUGGUUCCAACUCUGUAAUGAAUAAUCUGUUGUUCGAUCUGUGUCCCCAAGCAGACAAAUUUCAGAUGGUUGCCCAGGUAUCCGUUUCUAGCACUGACUCUCUUGGAUCAAGUAGUUAAUUUCAUGACUUAGAGCAGCACUAUAUGAACCAAAUGCUUUGAUAAUUAUUUUGUAUGUACUUACAACAGAGUUUUUAAUAUAAUGGUUGUGAUUUUGGUAUGUUUCCUCAAAAUAAGAGUUUUAUCCACUCUGAGAUGCUUUACUACAUUGACUAGAAGUCAAUUUGUUGACACUGGGGAGUUACAACUACAGGUGGUGUUAAAUACAUAAUCCAAUUACUACUUAAUAACUGAAAUUAUUGCCAUUGCAGAACUUGAAUUUUUUUACUUUUUUUUUUUUUUUUAAAAUUUAUAAGGGUUUAGAGGUGAAACGAGAUGAAAACUUUUUCUGCAGCUUGCUUGGAUUGUUUUCGAGUUUUGUUUUAAUUUUAUAGCUUCACCAGUACAAGUUGUGAAAAUGGAAACAUUCCCCGUAACAUGGGAACAGUUCUUUUAGUUUUGAUAUGUUUGUCAAAGAUGACAAAUGGGAAAAUUAUGAGUGGGUGAGGGGAAACAAGAUUUGGGUAUGCACAGAACUGAUUUUUAUGAACAGUCUGAAUCUCGAGUUCUCUUUAAAAAUUUCUAAAAUAAUUUAUUUUCUAAGCAAAAGUGCGUUGGAAUGUUCUUUCGCAAUAAACAGUUGAGUUGUGGCUUCUUCAGCUACUGAUGUAUAAUAAAUAAAAAUCAAGCCGAAUGUAAAAUUUGGAAGAAGCAGUUUCCUCCUAUGUGUUGAGAAUUGCAUUCCUUUUGAGGUGAGGACAAAAGCCUACCUAAGGGCCUAAAUGGGUACCUUUUCAACAUUCAGUAUGACAGUCUGUAAUUCAACUAGAUAUUUUGCUGUUUGCAGAACUGUACUUUGUGACUGGCAGCAUAGCUGUUACUUUAGUCAGUGUGUUAAAUAUGAACAUGACUAUGGGUGUAGUUUUCAUUACUGCUUUAAGCUGAUGAGGUGCGGGAGGUCCCCUACCUCCACUCAGAGGGGGAUGUCCUUGCUUCCUUCUUGUGUCAGCAUUAAUGCUUGUGCCAACUCUGAGCAAGAGGGAGUGAGGACUGAUCCCAGUGAAAACUCCCUCAUUAUCAGAAGCCCUUCAAGCUGAUCGGCUCUAUAAGAAGGCUGGCCAUACAAGUGCUAGUGUCAGCUUGAGGAACUUGAGUAACAGAGAACUUGAGGAACAAUUUGCUUUUUUUGGUGAUGAUCUGAAUUUCUGUGGGAUUAAGCAAGUGAUCAAAUAGCAGCCUUUGUUAAUUCUUACAUUCCGAAUGUUUAUGCUCGAUAGCUUCAAAAUAGUUGAAUGUAAGGAGCAUUGUGGUAAAUCAGCUUUUCACUAAGGCCAGUAGCUAAUGAACUUGUUCUUACUCCUUCAGUUCUCCUACACAAAGUAUGCAAGAAAAUGUUAAAUUGUCACAGGCUUGUGACCUCUCUGGAAUUCCUUGUUCUGGUGCAGCGUGGAGUAGGUGCUGUAUGAUUUACCGAUGACCUGUUGGUGCAGUUGCUGCUCUUGCAUUGUUGAUCAGGCUGUUAAGAAUCUGCAUACAUUAGUCCGUGCUCAUUAGCUGCAGAAUGAUAACUGAUUUUUGCAGCAGCUAAUUUUGGCGUGUGCUUAUGGGUUGCUUCAAACUGAGUUACCAAAGGGCAGCUGGUAGCAGCAGCUGAUGAGCAGCUGAUGGCUGCUGAUGGGCAGUACAGUAUCUACGUACAGUAUCUGUUCUUUACAGUCUCACCACCUACCUGAACAUUUGGUAGGCACUGACAGUCAGCUGAUGCUGAGUAACUCUGGGUUUGCAGUUAUUAACCGGUACGACUUUCUAUCUUGUGAUACACCUUCCUCUUUUAAUCCCAGGCCUGCAUUCUCUCUUUCAAAAGCAUACUCGUCCCUUCUAACUGCAUUUCACUUCCACUUGGAAAAAAGGAUUCCAGUUUUAUAAUGGUUCUGCAGGCUCUGCAUCUUGCAAGGAGGCAGAACGGGGUUUUGAAAGUUGCCGCCUGACCAGUCAGCACCAGUUGACCUGUUUUGCAGUCAGGCUGUAGGGGACGCAGAGAGGUGGUGGUGCCUCUGCCCGUUGACAUUUUGUGCAUGUUCAUUUUGUGCCACGCGAGAGUUGUGAGAUCGUAGCUGCAGUACUGCACCACAGGAUAUCACAGAUAUUUUUCCGGUGUUCUGAUUGUUGUUUAUAAUAUGUAUCCUUACAGGGAGUUCAGAAUUCAAUUUUCAAAUCAUUGUUACAUUCAGAAUUUUUUUUUUUAAGAGUAGAAAAACUCUAACUGCAGGGUAAAUUUGAGAAGUUACUUUUAGCUUAACCUUGACUUUAAGGAAAAAGUUAAGACUUGUGUAAAUGGCGUACAGCCAAAAAACUUGAAAUAUUUAUGGAAGUGAGUUCAUCACUCCCUCUAGAUGCUGUUAUUCAGAGCUGAGGUAACUUCUAGUUGGUUUACCUUUGGAAAUAAUGGACAUUUUAGUUGCCUUUAGGAGAUUAAAAAAAAAAAUAAAACUUCUUCAGAACAGUUUUCAUCAAUUUCCUCUGUAUCACUAUUUAGUCAAGGUUCAAGACAAGGAUUUUCAGUUGCAAUUUCUUAUGUCUAUCACUAGUACUUAAGCUGAAAUGCUAAAUUUAUAUUUUGUAGAUCUAUCUCUGGAAAGUAAUUUGUCAGUAAACAAAAUACUGACUUGGGCCAAAGCAGGCAGAACUUUCUGAAUUGUAUAAAUGUUGAACAGUGGAAAUCAUGGCCCUCUCUUACAAUCAGCCACACUAGAUGGAUUUAAUUCUUUUGGCUCUGAAGUAGGAAGCUUGAAUGUCUUAAAGCAAUAUAGAAGCAGAGCCUCUGUGAUCAUGCAGGCCACCUAACUUACUGCAGGCUAUGCUGUAUUGCUUUGGCUGUGCUUACUCUCCUUAUGCAGAAGAAGAAAAGUAAUUACAAGGAGACCUUACACAGAGCAUUAAAUGAGUUCUGACUUGUGUCUGUGUCCUGGUUUCGCUGGGACAGAGUUAAUUUUCUUCCUAGUAGCUGGCACAGCGCUGCGGUUUGGAUUUAG
This is a messenger RNA of Egretta garzetta (little egret), 4572 nucleotides long. RefSeq names its product chromosome unknown C3orf38 homolog (gene CUNH3orf38). The annotation marks the transcript as partial. The transcript has 2 exons. NCBI's taxonomy places the organism in Eukaryota, Metazoa, Chordata, Aves, Pelecaniformes, Ardeidae. The record is from RefSeq and is a predicted model, not a curated record.